AUGGCCGCUAGCUACUCCGACAUGUAUCCCAAGCGCAAGACCGAGUUGGAGGACAUCACCAACCGCCAUAAGAAGGCUAAGCUAGAUAAGUCUUACUAUCCAAUCCAGGAACGGCUGCCUUCUCCCUCAACUCCAUCAUGUCUGCUGUCUCCACACAAGCGCCAAAAGCUGGUGACGUUUGAGCUCCUGAAGAACCGUCACUAUGAGAACUCACCACUUUUGACUCCCAAAGAUGACGACUACGAAUCGGAGUGUGAAUCUCGCGACAACAACAUCCAUGAGGUUAAUGUUGACCAUGCCGAAAAGGUUUUGGAUACUUCCGUGGCUGUUCCGAGCGUUCUGGCCAUUCUGUCUCCUCCACUUGAGCAUCACCAACAGCUUGAUGAGAACGCCGACUACACCGCGUUGUGCGCCACUGGUGAUUUGCUCAACGAAACAAAGCACCGCAUUGAGUCCCAGAUUGCAGAGCUCCGGAAGCUCCGUGCUGCGGCUCAGGGCGGCUCCAAGCAGGCCUUGGUGGAGUUCUACAUGGCCCUCAUCUGCCAACAGGCUCGCUUGCCAGGCCAACAUAAGAUUGUGCGUGCUCCCUCGGUAGACUGGGCCAAAUACCACCCAGGCUUGGGCGCCGUGUCGCUAAACGACUGUACGAACUCUAACGAAAAUGCCUUCACGGCCUUGAACGUGUUUCGGGGCUGA
This is a messenger RNA of Sungouiella intermedia, 696 nucleotides long. NCBI's taxonomy places the organism in Eukaryota, Fungi, Ascomycota, Pichiomycetes, Serinales, Metschnikowiaceae. The record is from the annotation of a GenBank genome assembly.